Lutzomyia longipalpis is the source of this 756-nucleotide messenger RNA. It is a transcript of the gene ninaA, whose product is annotated as peptidyl-prolyl cis-trans isomerase, rhodopsin-specific isozyme. Gene Ontology annotation, biological process: protein peptidyl-prolyl isomerization; protein folding. NCBI's taxonomy places the organism in Eukaryota, Metazoa, Arthropoda, Insecta, Diptera, Psychodidae. The transcript is spliced from 4 exons. The record is from RefSeq and is a predicted model, not a curated record. Gene Ontology annotation, molecular function: peptidyl-prolyl cis-trans isomerase activity. The coding region runs from base 38 to 754 and encodes 238 amino acids. Gene Ontology annotation, cellular component: intracellular membrane-bounded organelle.
AGUUUAUCAGAAACUUCUGACCAAUACAGAUUGAAAAAUGAAAUUCUCUCAGCUUCUGUGGAUUCUGCAGAUCCUAUUUCUCUUCAUUGAUUCUGCUUCAGCAGCAACUUACAAAGUUACUUCGCAGGUUUUCUUGGACGUGGUUUCCGAUGGAAAAGAUUUGGGACGGAUUGUAAUUGGAUUAUUUGGUGAGGAGGCCCCGAAAACUGUGAGGAACUUCCGCAAAAUCUGCUUGAAAGGAAUCAACGGAAAGUCCUACAAUGGGACAAGAUUUCAUCGAGUUAUCAAGAGAUUCAUGGUCCAGGGCGGUGACAUUGUUAGUGGGGAUGGUCGUGGUUCACUCAGCAUUUACGGAGAUACCUUUGAUGAUGAGAAUCUCAAUCUUCUGCAUACUGGUCCAGGAUUUGUAGGCAUGGCAAAUCGUGGGCCUGAUACAAAUGGAUGCCAAUUCUAUUUGACCACAAUGGCCACUCCCUGGCUCAAUGGGAAGCACACAAUCUUCGGGAAGGUGGUUGAAGGUCAGGGGAUUGUUCAUCAAAUUGAGCAAGUGAAAACAAACUCCGAGGAUGUUCCUGUAAAGCCUGUGAGGAUUAAAAAGUGUGGGAAUGUCCCUACAAAAGGAACUUACACCAUAUCCGAUGAUUCUUCUAAUUUAUGGACGUGGAUUAGGGCUUCAGUGGUGCCCCUUGGGAUGUCCUUCUCAAUUUUGGGAUUUUUUCAUUGGGUUUUUCGUCAACUCAACCGUUAUUCCUAAAA